Messenger RNA from Drosophila persimilis, 934 nucleotides. RefSeq names its product brachyurin. The transcript has 3 exons. Gene Ontology annotation, molecular function: serine-type endopeptidase activity. Gene Ontology annotation, biological process: proteolysis. The coding region runs from base 16 to 885 and encodes 289 amino acids. Lineage: Eukaryota; Metazoa; Arthropoda; Insecta; Diptera; Drosophilidae. The record is from RefSeq and is a predicted model, not a curated record.
UUAGUUCAAGUCAACAUGAAAUUCGCUAUCGCUUCGGUUGUGCUUCUGGUCGCCAUUCUCGGCGCCCAGGCCGUGGAUUGGCAGUCCGUGAAGAAUCUGAACAUCGAGACCGAUGCCCCGAAGAUCCGUCACGGUGCACCCACGGGUCGCAUCACCGGUGGCACCUUGUCCAGCCGCAACCAGUUCCCCUACCAGGUGGGACUACUCCUCUACGUUCAGGGAGGCGCUGCCUGGUGCGGCGGAACCUUGAUCAGCGACCGUUGGAUUGUGACCGCUGCUCACUGCACAGACAGCCUGACCACCGGGGUGGAUGUCUAUCUGGGCACCCACGAUCGCACCAAUGCCAAGGAGGUGGGCCAGCAGAUCAUCUUUGUGGAGAAAAAGAAUGUGAUCGUGCACGAGGACUGGAUUGCUGAAACCAUUACCAACGACAUUUCCCUCAUUAAGCUGCCCGUCCCAAUUGAGCUCAAUGAGUACAUUCAGCCCGCCAAACUGCCGGCAAAGGCCGACAGCUACAAUACCUACAGUGGGGAGACUGCUAUUGCUUCCGGCUGGGGCUUGAUCAGCGAUUCUGCCACUGCUGUCACUGACAUUCUGCAGUUCAUUGAGGUGCCCAUCAUGUCCAACAGCGGCUGCUCUCCCUGGUACUUGGGUCUGGUCGGCGGCACCAACAUCUGCAUCAAGACCACCGGUGGUACCUCCACCUGCAACGGUGAUUCCGGCGGCCCCUUGGUGUUGGCCGAUGGCAGCAACACUCUGAUCGGAGCCACCUCCUUUGGUAUUGCCUUUGGCUGCGAGGUGGGAUGGCCCGGUGUGUUCACUCGCAUCACCUCCUUCCUGGACUGGAUCGAGGCCAACUCUGGCGUCGCCAACUACGGCAACUAAAAGCGGAAGUGUCUUCAAAAUAAAUGUUUCUCUUUUGUUAAAAGAAGUA